ACAAAAAAAAUAGAAUGGCGCUACAUGGAGAUUCUUCCGGCGAGUUUGACACCAAGUCUCCGGCGGACAAGUUAUUUACAUCUUUCACCGACGACAUAAACAACACUUUUGACAUCAUAUCGAAUGAGAAAAUCACUGAGUAUGUGGGGUGGGAGAAAAGAACAGUGACGCUGAGUAUGAGUGGAAAUCUUGUCUCGGAUAGCUACAAGAAGUUCAAAGCAACCAUCACGGUAACUCCCAAGGCAUACGAGGCCGAUGGUAGCCGCGUGUUGUGGACCGUCGAGUUCGAGAAGAUCCGCCAUGACGUCGAAGAUCCAGUGUGGAUCAUCGACAGUCUUAUCAAUUACUUAAAGGAGAUUGAUGGAGUCUUAAUAUAUAGUCUUUUCUAA
Molecule: messenger RNA, 389 nt
Organism: Brassica oleracea var. oleracea
Lineage: Eukaryota; Viridiplantae; Streptophyta; Magnoliopsida; Brassicales; Brassicaceae
Exons: 2
Coding region: 15-389 (124 amino acids)
Biological process (GO): defense response
Source: RefSeq, a predicted model, not a curated record